Messenger RNA from Brenthis ino (lesser marbled fritillary), 750 nucleotides. The record is from the annotation of a GenBank genome assembly. Lineage: Eukaryota; Metazoa; Arthropoda; Insecta; Lepidoptera; Nymphalidae.
AUGAAAGAUAAUGUAAUAACUUUUGAAUUUUUUAUAAGCUGGCAACAUUUUGCUUUACUUCAGAGCUCAGGGCCUAGCAAAAUUGUCGCGAAAACACGAAGAGGCUUAACACAAAAUUUAGAAAGAUUGGACAGUCGUAAAGAUUAUAACAGAAAGUCUUCAGACUCUGACAAUGGCGAAGUUGUAAGCAUGCCCAAACCAGUUUUUCAUUCCAAUGGCAAAAAGACAGUGCACCAAAGAAUACAGCAUCAUGUGAUUACCCCUCAGCAUGAAGAAAUAAUUAGAUAUAUUAGUGAGACUUGGACACAAACUGCAAAUGGUGAUAGUGAACCAUCAACACCAACAAGUACAAUCGGAUCUGGCAGCUCUUCUCCCGCACCACCUUCAAAUUUAUAUUACCAAGAUGAAGCCCCAAGCCCCGUCCUACACGACUUCAAGCCAUUCGAUCUUGAAACCUGGUACGAAGAGUUAUCUAAAAAGUAUGGAAAUCUACUACAGUCGUACGACGAUAUUUGUAAUACGCUGAAAUAUCAAGAAGAAAAAUUGUUAAAACUAAAAAAACGUAUAAAAGAAAAGUAUGCUGAGGUGGCUGAUAUGAAUAUGACUGUCGUAGCAGUCGGGGAAAAGUAUUUAUCUCUUAAAGAGAAAAAAGAUUCUCAGAAAAUUUGGUAUGAAGAAAAAAUUAAACGGCUCAAGAUCGCUAUACGCGCUAUACUAUACGCCAUAAAGCAAGCGCGUGAUGAAUUGGAC